This is a messenger RNA of Hypomesus transpacificus, 2415 nucleotides long. RefSeq names its product protocadherin alpha-3-like. Gene Ontology annotation, cellular component: plasma membrane. The coding region runs from base 1 to 2415 and encodes 804 amino acids. The transcript is spliced from 2 exons. Gene Ontology annotation, biological process: homophilic cell-cell adhesion. NCBI's taxonomy places the organism in Eukaryota, Metazoa, Chordata, Actinopteri, Osmeriformes, Osmeridae. The record is from RefSeq and is a predicted model, not a curated record. Gene Ontology annotation, molecular function: calcium ion binding.
AUGGAACAAAGAGGAUGCGGUGAACGGAGGGAGAGACGGCAGUGGGUCGCUAUCUUAGUUGCUUUCAUUUUGUUGAGGAGCGGGGCUUCGGCGCAAAUACGAUACUCCAUUUCUGAGGAACUGAAAGAAGGAACUGUCGUGGGGAAUAUAGCGAAGGAUUUGGGUCUAGAUCUGAGCACCUUGAAACAGAGAGGAUUUAGAAUAGUUUCUGGAUCAACAGAGCCCCUGUUUCAAGUGAAUCAGAACGAUGGUAUGCUGUACGUGAAUCGAAAAAUAGACAGAGAAGAGGUUUGCAAGGAAAGCAACGUCUGUUUGAUAAACCUAAAAACAGUGCUUGAAAAUCCACUGGAGAUCCACUAUGUUACUGUGGAGGUGCUGGAUGUGAACGACCACUCACCCAGCUUCCCUGAGAAGGAGAAACGUUUAGAGAUUUCAGAAUCAUCUUCACCUGGAGCGCGCUUUCAGCUUCAAGCUGCACGCGACCCAGACGGUGGCAUGUAUUCAAUUCAACAGUACAAACUCAGUCAUAACGAUCAUUUUCGUUUAGAAGUUAAAGAUCGAGGUGAGGAUGGUAAAAUUCCGUUUUUGCAUUUACAGAAGCCACUAGAUAAGGAAACCAAGAGAAGCCAUACGUUGCUUCUUACUGCUUUUGAUGGAGGAAAACCUGCACGGUCUGGGACAGCCAACAUAAUUGUGGAAGUUUUAGACGUAAAUGAUAACAUACCUGUUUUCACUCAAGAUUCAUAUUCGGUUAUGCUUGAUGAAAAUGCUCCCAUUGGCACUACAAUUAUACGAGUAAAUGCCACCGAUUUAGAUGAUGGUGUAAAUGGUGAGGUCAUUUAUUCUUUUGGAAGCGAUGUCAAUGAUAACUUACGUAGGCUUUUUGAUGUAGACGCCAAGACAGGUGAAAUACUUGUCAAAGGGCCAAUAGACUUUGAGUUGAAAGAUCGUUAUGCAAUAGAUAUUCAGGCAUCCGACAAGGGACCGGCCCCCUUUACUGUUGAUAAAAGUGUCAUUAUAAAGAUAGUUGAUCUUAAUGACAACGCACCUGAGAUAGAAGUAACAUCGUUUUCCAGCAUAGUUGCCGAGAAUUCCCGUCUAGGAACUACAGUAGCGUUAAUCAGUGUUAACGAUUUAGAUUCUGGUCUCAACGGGAAAAUAAUCUGUUCCAUCAGUGAGGAUGUCCCUUUCACGUUGACGCCAUCUUUACAGGAUAACAUGUACUCAGUGGUUACUAAUUCACCUCUGGAUAGGGAGAACAAAUCUCAGUUUGACGUAACAAUAGUUGCGAAAGACGCAGGGCAACCAGUCUUGUCAUCUGUGAAGACUAUCAGCGUCACUGUAUCAGAUGUGAAUGAUAACAGUCCAGUGUUUUCACUGAGCCCCUAUACAUUCUAUAUUACAGAAAAUAACGAGCCAGGUGUAAAGUUGUUUUCUGUCAGUGCAUCUGAUAGGGACGAGGAUGAAAAUGCACAUGUUUCUUAUAACAUUCUGAGAGAUGGUGGGGAAGAUAACACAUUAGCUUCUUUUCUGAACAUCAACUCAGAAAACGGAGAAAUAUUGGCGUUAAAAAGUUUUGACUUUGAAACAAUCAAAACAUUCCAGUUCCAAGUUUUGGCUAAAGACUCUGGAACUCCGGCGCUAAGCAGCAAUGUCACAGUGAAUGUGUUCAUUCUGGAUCAGAACGACAACGCUCCAGUGAUCUUGUAUCCAGUCAACGGUAACGGUUCUGCUGAAGGUCUGGAGGAGAUUCCCCGAAAUGUGAACGCAGGACAUUUGGUGACUAAAGUGAGAGCCUAUGACGCAGAUAUCGGAUAUAACGGCUGGAUGUUGUUUUCACUGCAGGAAGUUAGUGACCACAGUCUCUUUUCUCUGGACCGCUAUACAGGACAGAUAAGGACACUUCGGUCCUUCACAGAGACAGACGAGGCUGAACAUAAACUGGUCAUACUGGUCAAAGACAAUGGGAACGUUUCACUCUCAGCAACAGCUACAGUGAUCAUCAACGCUGUGGAGCCCAAAGAGGCUUUUGCAGCUUCUGAUGUUAAAAGCUCAGUCAAAGAGGAAGAUGAGAACAAUGGUACAUUCUAUUUGAUCAUCACUUUAGGGUCAGUUUCAACUCUUUUCCUGUUCAGCAUCAUCGUGUUGAUUGUAAUGCAGUGUUCUAAAACCCCAGAAUAUUCCUCCAAGUAUUUACAAGAGACAAACUAUGACGGGACACUUUGCCACAGCAUCCAGUACAGAUCCGGAGACAAACGGUAUAUGUUAGUUGGACCCAGAAUGAGUAUAGGUUCUACGAUAGUUCCGGGCAGCAAUGGGAAUACUCUGGUGGUCCCCAAUCACAGGAGGCGUGCGUCUGGAGAGUCUCGCCGGACGUCUAUCAGAGAAAACAACAUGAGCUGUUUGCUGGCCUAG